Schistosoma haematobium is the source of this 1868-nucleotide messenger RNA. RefSeq lists its product as uncharacterized. The transcript is spliced from 8 exons. Lineage: Eukaryota; Metazoa; Platyhelminthes; Trematoda; Strigeidida; Schistosomatidae. Gene Ontology annotation, cellular component: membrane. Bases 137 to 913 code for a protein of 258 amino acids. The record is from RefSeq and is a predicted model, not a curated record.
AAUGAAUUACAUCAAUGAUUAUCUACAUAAUACAUAACAGCUAAACUCAAUCAUUCAUUUUUUCUUUUACUCAGAUACAGGCUCACUGGCAAAUCAUCAACAAAAAAUGACAUAAUCAGCAGAAAGGGGUUUCCGUAUGAAAUUCAUCAACAAGAAUAGAGAUUUCCUGAACACAACAAAACUCUUGUGGCAAUUCCCCUACAAGAUCAUCAUCCAGUUCAAAAUCAUGUAUUUGUCAAUAGUUGGACGAUAUUCAACAAAAUUGUUCGUUUUCUUCAAUUGCCUUUUUAUUACAAUUGGCAGUAUUGUGGUUGCAUUCGGCAUGAAACUACCAACCAAUUUAUUUGGAUAUAAGAGGAUUUUACAAGCAACUACACCACCCAUCUUCCUAACUGCUACUUUCUCAGGAACUCUUGGUAUAUUAGCUGCAUGCAUCGGAAUAUUAGCAAUAUUGAGUGAAAGAAACAUGAUCAUGUAUCUGCAUCUAUGUACUUUGACCAUUGUAAUAAUUAUGGAAAUAGGCAUAGCGUUGACAUCCUCUUUAAUGAAAGAUCAAUUCUUCACUGAAGCUCAUCGUUCGUUAAAUACGAAUGUUAAACAAUAUUGGACAAAUCUUCGUUAUCAAAUAGAAUUUGAUAAUUUACAAACAACAUUCCGUUGUUGUGGGGCUUAUUCAUCCAACGAUUAUCCACAUAUUAAACAACUUAUACCGAUUUCAUGCUUGUCUGGAAUAAAACCAUAUUCACUGGGAUGCAUUGAUGCAUUGAAUGGAUUUGUACAAUAUUACAAAAACAUUCUGAUCUAUUUAUGCUUCAGUUUUGGAAUAAUUCAUGGUAUCUACUUGGUGUUCUCAGUUGUGAUGGUUUGUAAAUCUAAACAUGGAAACAUUCGAUCUACACAAACCUCUUGUUGAAAUGAAACGAAGACUACUGAUGAGGAUUGAAUCUCGGCCGAAAUUUCGCAUGAAUAACACUUAAUUAUUGUUGAUAAAAUACUAUUACACUUUUACAUAACACUUGUUUCAUCAAUUUGUAACUUAUACAUUUCAUUUGUGUAAUAAAUCGCACUAAUAUUACAGACUUACAUAGUGAAAUUUAAUAAUCAUAGUCUAACACUUUAUUUGCAAAACGUUCAUUAUUUGUUUCAGACUUUAUUGUUUCUGCAUUACCAUACCAAUUGCUUUCUAUUAUUGUUCUUGUCUUCUUGAUCUUAAUCUUCUGUUGCCAGACAUUCUCUUUUUGACUUGCGUUAUAUACUACUUAUGUCGUUAUAAGUAGCACAAACCACAAAACUCGUAUAAUUUAUAGUAGCUUAAUCUGUACACCUAUUAAAGACUGAAAUAUAUUUUACUGUAAUGAUGGAACUACGUUGAUAGGAUGGAUUCACUGAUAGUUGUGAUAGCAAAUAUCAUAAUAUUUGCGGCCUGAUUGAGUAUCUGAGCCAUCAAAUGCCCUGGUAUAGCCGAGAGCGGGGUGGGUUCUCCCUCCCUCUCGAAAUACUCUCACACGGCCACGCGUAUAUAGCCUCUGCCAGUCAAGUCAAACACACAAAUCAAGCAUAUCUAUACAAAUAUUUACAAUCGAUAUUGUCAUACAAAAUUUUUAAACACUAAUCAAUGAGUUCAUUAAUUGACCGCUAUUUAACAUUUAAUCGAUAGUUCAUCAACUGACCUAUUUACACAUCUAAUCGAUAGGUUCAUCAACUGACUGCCAUUCAAACAUUUAAUCGAUAAAAUGAUCGAUAAGAUAAAAUUUAAAAAUAUGAGUUUGGGGAUCUAUCGUCCCCAACACACUGCCUUGUGGGUUAGACCUUUAAGUCAAAGGCUCGGGUUGUGGCCGCCUAAGAUAACCACCUGCUUCGGUCUGGGC